Molecule: messenger RNA, 1437 nt
Organism: Lachancea thermotolerans CBS 6340
Lineage: Eukaryota; Fungi; Ascomycota; Saccharomycetes; Saccharomycetales; Saccharomycetaceae
Product: KLTH0F00968p
Exons: 1
Coding region: 1-1437 (478 amino acids)
Biological process (GO): ascospore wall assembly
Cellular component (GO): fungal-type cell wall; plasma membrane
Source: RefSeq, a predicted model, not a curated record
AUGAAAUCCUCAAACAUCAUAGCCGCGUUACUGCCACUUAUGUGCGCUAGUGCAUCAAAUGCCUACCUAGUUCAAAAAGUACUCGAUUUCAAUGGUGUACACAAACGGCCUCAUGCCGUCACUGUGGGUACCCUCAACCUCGAGAAAAGAGACACAGCCCCAGCAUUUCAAUCGCUGCAAGACGAGUGGUCAGCAGAAGUUACGAGCCAAGAUGCAGCAAGAUUCGAAAAGUCAUCCGUCAUUGCAGAGCUUUGCAAAAAAGGUGACCACAAUAUCGAGACGGCGAACCAAUUAUUUGAACUACAACGCGAGUGCAAAACAGUAAUGGGCACAAUACACAUCAAUGAUUUCGUGGACCCCGUUAUAGACCUUGGUGCUUUACAAAGUAUUAUUGGUGAUUUCGUUAUUGAAAACUUGCCAGAGGUUGUUAGGAUCCAAGGCCAGAACUUGGUGAGUGUCGGGGGCACGCUCAAAAUCAACGGGCUCACUUCUUUAACUAGCAUUCACCUCCCUGCGCUUCAUCAUUUUAACGCUCUUGAGUGCACGGUUGCACCAACUUUGACAUCUUUAACAUUGGCACCCAAUAUUAGCCAUGCUAAAAGGGUUACAAUUUCCGACACGUCUUUAGUCGAAAUUAAUAUGCUCGAAAACAGUGAGGAUCUUGAGUUAUUAAACAUUAAUAACAACAGAUAUAUGGAGCACCUGAGAGCUAGUGUUAAAAGGGUUCAUGAACAGUUGAGUAUCUCGUCUAACUCAAGGGAGUUGCAGGUUGAUUUUCCUGAUCUCCAGUGGGCAAAUAAUGUCACUGUGAGAGACGUAUUGGCUGCAAGUUUCCCCAGAUUGACAAGCGUUAACCAUUCCUUGGAAAUGAUCGAAAAUGACUUUGAUUCCUUCGAGGUGCCCCUGUUGGAAUCAGUGGGUGGAACAUUGGGUGUUAUCUUGAACUCCAAACUAAAUCAUGUUGAUUUCGGAAACGUCAGCGUAAUCCAUGGUGGAUUGAUGAUAGCCAACAAUAGUAACAUUGCCAAAAUAAACUUUUUACCAGAAUUAAAGGAAAUUGGAGGAGCAAUCCACUUCAUCGGUAAUUUCCAGGAGACUGAGUUCCCUAAAUUAAGACUAGUUAGAGGGAGCGCUCUGCUUCAGAGCACAUCAAGCACUUUCGAUUGCGCGAAGUGGACAACACCAAGCGGAGGAAACUCUAUAAUAAGAGGUGGCAGAAUCGCGUGCACGGCUGGCCAAAGGCGUAAGACUGCCCGCGUCAACCAAGAUGGUAAACUCUUAGAACACCAAGAGACGCAAUUUGACUCCCCGGCAGAGACCCAAAAGGAGACAAACCUUGGAUCUUCUAUAAUAGACAAAACAAGCCUAUCCGCCUUUGCCUGGUCUCUUUCUUUUGGAUGGAUCGCAGCUCUUAUUUGUUUGGUUGCAACCUACUGA